UCCCGACACGGUCAUCCUAUAUCCGCUCACCCCUCCAAACAAUGUUAUCUAUGUUCCGCACGCCUCUAAAUCACUCACUGACUGCUGCAUCUCAGACUUUGGAUUGAUUCUACCAUCUACAGUUUGCCAUGGCGACGGUGGUGAUGGAGCAGAUUGGUCGCCUGUUCAUCAAUGCGCAGCAGCUACGUCAGAUCCCUCAGCUGCUGGAGUCGGCCUUCCCCACACUGCCUUGCACUGUGAAGGUGUCUGACGUUCCCUGGGUGUUCCGCGAGCGUCACAUCCUCACCGGCUACAGACAGCCGGACCAAAGCUGGCGCUACUACUUCCUCACCCUCUUUCAAAGGCACAAUGAGACCCUCAAUGUGUGGACCCAUCUGCUGGCUGCCCUCAUCAUCUUGGUGAAGUGGCAGGAGAUCUCUGAGACGGUUGAUUUUUUGCGAGACCCUCACGCUCAGCCUCUCUUCAUUGUCCUCCUGGCAGCCUUCACCUACCUCUCCUUCAGCGCCCUCGCCCAUCUCCUCUCUGCCAAGUCCGAGCUCUCCUGCUACACCUUCUACUUUCUCGACUAUGUAGGGGUCGCUGUCUACCAGUAUGGCAGUGCCCUGGCGCACUACUACUACGCCAUAGAGAAAGAGUGGCACACUCGAGUGCAAGGGCUCUUUUUACCCACAGCAGCAUUCUUGGCCUGGCUUACUUGCUUCGGCUGCUGCUAUGGCAAAUAUGCCAGUCCUGAGAUACCCAAGUUUGCCCUCAAGCUCUUCCAAGUGGUGCCCUCAGCCUUGGCUUACUGUUUAGACAUAAGCCCUGUGGUUCACCGCAUCUACAGCUGCUACCAGGAGGGCUGCUCCGACCCAAUUGUGGUGUACCAUUUCUAUCAUGUGCUCUUUUUCUUAAUCAGCGCCUAUUUCUUCUGCUGUCCUCACCCAGAGAGUUUGUUCCCUGGGAAGUGUGACUUCAUCGGGCAGGGCCACCAGAUAUUCCACGUGUUCGUGGUGGUGUGCACCCUGACGCAGAUCGAAGCACUGCGCACAGACUUCACAGAGCGCCGCCCCCUUUACGAGCGUCUUCAUGGCGAUCUCGCACACGAUGCCGUUGCACUCUUCAUCUUCACUGCCUGCUGCAGUGCUCUUACCGCUUUUUAUGUACGCAAGCGUGUACGUGCCUCUAUCCACGAGAAAGAGGAGUAACAAUUGAAUUGAGUUUUAAAAAAAAGAAAAGAAAAAAGAGGUCUAAUUUAUUUUACUCUGUAGUGACCGUUAAUUAAAAUAAUUCAGAUGUUUUUGUCAAUGAAAGUUAUCAGUUUGUGACAGUGACUUAUGACUAUGUCUUCUCUGUGAUUUGCCAAACUACAGUGAGCUAUAAAAGUGAUUUUUAAGGUUGUGUUUUUGUGACUUUCACUGAGGAAAAGGGAAUCUUGUAAUUUGUCGGUAGCAAUACAGGUAGUACUCAAACACUGCAAUGAGUCCUUGUAUCUUUAACUGCUCUUUUUAUUAGUCUGCAAGGUUUUUAUUUAGCCGUAGUCUAAAGGAAUGUUUUACUUUACAAUACAAAAAUACACUUUCUGUCAAGGUGAGCAGAAAACUAGAGACCGGUUUCUUAAGAUGCCUUUUUACCUUAUCACAUUCAGAAUAAUCUCACUGUCUUAAACAAAUUGUAGCAUUUCAAAUCAUGCAAGCAUUUAUUUUUUACAGUCUGCAGUCCCAUAACACUUUGUAUAUUGCAGUCAGACAAUUCCAAUCCAAUUUAAACUACGCAGGUAUUCUUACCUACCUUUCUGACACAUAACAUUUUUCUUCCUUUUGAUUCUGCCCCUCUCUUUACGGAUCAAAGCAGGAUUUUAUUUCUAAUUUAUCAAGGCAAAUGCAAAUGUUUGAACAUAUUCUGGGAAUGUUGAGAACCCAAUUUGAAAACCAAAUAUUGUACCUCAUAUUAAAAAAAAAGGAGAUGUUUUUUUUCUGUGGGUGAUACCAUUCUGUUGAAAAUGAGGCUGGCACUCAGUAUUGGUAAAGAGAUGGAUGGUAGAUUACUGAUGUCUUUGUUGUUGUGACAGUGUUAAUCUUUUUUUUAUUCAAAGGGCUGGAACUUCAGCUUUUGCCUUUUCACAUCCCAUGAUAUCAGUGCUUUUGCGUGCGUUGUUUUCAUUGUUGGUUGAACAGAUUUGAGACACAAAAAGCUGUGUCUGACUGGUGUUCUGCUUUUGGUAUAUUUUGUUUUCGUAUGAUAAAUAUGUAUGUGCCUCUACGCAUGUCUUUUGGUAUAUACUGUGGAUAUUAAGUGUGUGAAUGUCUAUGAAAGCUUAGCCCUCCACUUCUUUCUUACCCUGUAAAUAAGCUGUUUUUCUCUACAAAGUCGUUUGCAUCCCAUUUUCUCUUUAUCCAAUACCAUUCAGACCUGAAUGCAGUUUUUCUUCUGGUGCAAUAUGGCACACUCCUGUUGUGCUGUAUCCUUUCAGAGUGUUCUUUAUGUUCAGUGUCCUCCUGCCUAUCAGAUUUUAUUGGUUAUGAAUACACCAUUUCAUAUUGCUGCACUGUAACUCUGAAGAGACCCUUUAUUUUACUUCUUUUUUUUUUUUACUUUUGUCAUCACGCAGAUAUGGCUCACUGGUUGCUUAGAUUUCUAUCUCGCAAACUUUUAAAUGUCAGAAAUGAUCUAUAUUCAUUGCAGCACUCUCUGUUCAUGAUGGUGUUUAAUGUGCCAAUGAAUCUGUUAUUGCUUCAGUGAUGGUACUACUGAAAGAUAAAUUCAGAGACAGAAUGUCAGAAGUGACAAGUUGAUUUUUAAAUGAUGUCUUGACCUGACUGCAGACAUGUUACCGGUGAGAUUUAACCUCAACUCCCCUAAAUAUGAACCUUCUAACUGCUGACUUUGGCACUACUGACCUGGUUUCAUCAUGCACUGCCUGAAUCAACACUGUACAUACUGUAGCUGACAACACUGGCUAUGUUUACAUGCAUGGAGGUGUAUGCUAUUGAUGUGGUUAUUCUGGUUCUGUGUUGAUUCUCGAAAAUGUCAUAAUGCAGAGUAACCCGUACUCCAGUUCAGGGACACCUCGUAAAACACUUCCCUUUUUGAGCAACAAAUGAGUUGACAACAAAAUUGAAACUCAUGCAUGAGACUCAUUUUGCACAUGUAGUCUAAUGCUUCAGUGAGUUUUUUUUUUUUUUACAGGCUGAUCAUAUCAAAUUGGCAAAUGAAGCCUGUAAGUCUCACAUCAGCCCUGGCUGUGACAUAAGGUUAUUGUCCUCAUCAUCAAAGGGACCAAAAUGAUUAAAACUGGGAUUAUAAUUUCUUUCCCCUGUGUUAGAGAUAACUCAGUAUUGUUCAAACAGGGAGGGAGCAGCUGGAAAGUAUAACCCUAUCCCUUUUAAUAAUUAGAUUGUUGGUGCAACAUGGAUACUAAAGAUAAUCGAAGUUGCUGCCAAUUAAACAUGAUGAAGAUCUUAACUGGAAUAUGGCUACCAGUGUGUGUGUGUGUGUGUGUGUGUGUGUGUGUGUGUGUGUGUGUGUGUGUAAACGUAGCCUCUGAUGCCACCCAAGGUUUCCUUUUAUCCCUUUAUGAAAGCAGGGUGAGAGGGACCAGAAUGUCUUCUGCCUCUGAAAAUAUGAAAUAUGUGUGGCUGACUGUACUAAUAUUCU
Molecule: messenger RNA, 3636 nt
Organism: Seriola dumerili (greater amberjack)
Lineage: Eukaryota; Metazoa; Chordata; Actinopteri; Carangiformes; Carangidae
Gene: paqr7b
Product: membrane progestin receptor alpha
Exons: 2
Coding region: 129-1187 (352 amino acids)
Biological process (GO): response to steroid hormone
Cellular component (GO): plasma membrane
Molecular function (GO): nuclear steroid receptor activity; steroid binding
Source: RefSeq, a predicted model, not a curated record